This is a messenger RNA of Abrus precatorius (Indian licorice), 4041 nucleotides long. RefSeq names its product phototropin-2. The transcript is spliced from 24 exons. Lineage: Eukaryota; Viridiplantae; Streptophyta; Magnoliopsida; Fabales; Fabaceae. Bases 791 to 3766 code for a protein of 991 amino acids. The record is from RefSeq and is a predicted model, not a curated record. Gene Ontology annotation, molecular function: protein serine/threonine kinase activity; ATP binding. Gene Ontology annotation, biological process: protein phosphorylation. Gene Ontology annotation, cellular component: cytoplasm; plasma membrane; nucleus.
AUCGAUAGCGAAAUUUAUCUUCAACAACAUGCCACGCCAAAUGCUUUCUGGCCUUACAAAUGUUCCUCCCCCCACCCCCCCAAUUUCUCCUUUUCUCAACGCUUUAUAUUUAUGUUAAGGGAAUGGACACACAUUUUCGACAUUAAAGUGAAAGAUUGUAAAAUUCAAUGGAAUAUACGUCCUUCGUGAAUUUCAAUUAAUAAAAAAACUCCGUUACUGAUAUUAUGUUUUCAAAACGCAUUAUUCCAAUUGUUUUAUUUUUUGUUCAAGUCAGAAUUAUUCACAACAUGAUGAGACAAGCUUUCACUCCAGAUAUCUUCUGUAAGGGACAAGGGGAGACGAUAAUUUAAAAUUUUCUAAUUUCAUAAUUUUUUUAAAAUAAGAACUAUAAAGUAAUAGAUUAGUAUAUAUUUAUUUUUAUAAAUAUUGUAUCAUUCAUUAUAUUUAAAAAUGAACUAUUUUCCCUUCCUUUUCUUCUCCUAUAAAACCCAACUCCUGACCAUAGAGAAUUAAGCAUGUAUUCCUUGAACUAACCCUUGCUGGUUUUUAUACGUUGAAAAUGGGAUACAAUAAUGGUAUCCUAAUAAGCAAAGCAUUACACCUGGCUCGAUUCAGGCGUCAAGAAUAUUAAGUACAGGCGUUGGAGACAUAAAUAUUGUAAUUUAUGUGAAUCUCGAACGUUAUCUUUUCUGUCCGAGGCUAAGUUCUGAAGUGAAAGCAAAAACACAUUCAAGAAGAAGGUGGUGGUACCCUUUAGUCUGUACUAAUAAUUGACUGGGGAAGGUCCUAAAUGGAGAAAGUGAAACUAUCUGCUAAUUAUGAUUCUGAUGGCGGCGGGGAUGAGGAAGGUUCAUUUCCGAUAUUCAAGCUGCCAGAGAGUGAAAAUUUUGGACAGCAAAGCAGUAGAAGAGAGGAAGAUGAUGCAAAAGAAAGAAGAUUGGAUGGAAUUGCUCACUCUAAUACUGCAAGCAGUAAGUGGAUGGCAUUUGCUACGCAGCCUGAAAUCACAGUUGAUGGCAAAUUUACAAUAAAGGAUCAAAGUACAACAAAAGAAAAUGAGUUGAGAAAUCAUCCAAGAGAGCAAUCAUCUUCAGAUCAUCGAACUUUAACUGAAGCGACCAUAGCUGAGAGAGCUGCUGAAUGGGGUGUUGUGGUGAAUUCUGGGAAUAUCAAAGCAAUGGAGGUGGAGACAGGGAGUGCUUCUUUUGAUGGUGACCAAUGCAAAAUCUUAUCGGAUAGAUUUGUUGAAUCAACACGGACGUCGUCGGGGGAAUCAAAUUAUGGAUCUGAACCAUCAUCAUCAGGGCUGUUCCCCAGAGUGUCACAAGAGUUGAAGGAUGCACUGGCGACGCUGCAACAGACAUUUGUUGUCUCAGAUGCAACCAAGCCAGACUGCCCAAUCAUGUAUGCCAGCAGUGGCUUUUUUGGCAUGACUGGCUAUUCCUCAAAGGAGGUUAUUGGAAGGAAUUGCCGAUUUCUUCAGGGGCCUGAUACAGACAAGAAUCAAGUGGCGAAAAUCCGGGAUGCAGUUAGAAAUGGGAAAAGUUAUUGCGGCAGGAUUUUAAACUACAAGAAAGAUGGAACUCCAUUUUGGAAUCUUCUCACUGUAACCCCCAUCAAAGAUGACCAUGGCAAUACUAUUAAAUUCAUUGGAAUGCAGGUUGAGGUGAGCAAGUACACAGAAGGCGUGAAUGAAAAGGAGUUACGACCAAAUGGAUUGCCUAAGUCAUUAAUUCGUUAUGAUGCUCGCCAAAAGGAUAAAGCUUUGGGUUCCAUCACUGAGGUAGUCCAAACUGUGAAGGACCCAAAAUCCAUUAUCCAGGAUAGGAAUGAUGAUACUUAUACCAAGCAUGAAGAGCAAGAGAAAUUCAAUUUGGAUUUUGUAUUGCCAAAGUCUGCUGAAAUUGGAAAUACAAGUACACCUGAUAGACAAACUUCCACCCUAAACAUCCAACGUGUGAGUUUUUGUCUGGACAAGAGCAAGACAUCUCGAAAAUCAGCACGGAUUUCUUUCAUGGGUUUUAAAGGGAGAUCUCUGAGUUCUGCAGGGAGAGGUGAGGAGAAGCCCAUUGUUGAACCAGAAGUUUUGAUGACCAAGGAAAUAGAGUGGUCUAAUAGUUGGGAGCGUUCGCAAAGAGAGAGAGAUAUAAGGCAGGGAAUUGACCUAGCAACAACGUUGGAGCGGAUAGAGAAGAACUUUGUGAUAUCUGAUCCUAGACUUCCAGAUAACCCAAUCAUAUUUGCAUCUGAUAGCUUUCUUGAACUUACAGAGUAUACACGAGAAGAAAUUUUAGGACGAAACUGCCGGUUUCUUCAAGGACCAGAAACAGAUCAGGCAACUGUUUCCAAGAUUCGGGAUGCCAUCAGAGAACAGAAGGAAAUUACAGUUCAAUUGAUCAACUAUACUAAGAGUGGAAAGAAGUUCUGGAAUUUGUUUCACUUGCAACCAAUGCGUGACCAAAAGGGUGAACUUCAAUACUUUAUUGGUGUUCAACUAGAUGGAAGUGAUCAUGUAGAACCCUUAAAAAACCGUCUAUCUGAGACAGCUGAGAAACAAAGUGCCAAGUUGGUGAAAGCCACUGCAGAAAAUGUUGAUGAAGCAGUCCGAGAACUUCCUGAUGCCAACUUGAGACCAGAAGAUUUGUGGGCAAUUCAUUCACACCCUGUCUUUCCACGACCUCACAAAAAGGACAAUCCUUCUUGGUUAGCAAUACAGAAGAUAACUGGAAGAGGUGAAAAAAUUGGUCUGCACCAUUUUUUGCCCAUUAGGCCCUUGGGUUGUGGAGAUACUGGCAGUGUUCAUUUGGUGGAACUCCAAAGUACUGGGGAAUUAUAUGCAAUGAAGGCAAUGGAAAAGUCUGUAAUGCUAAAUCGUAAUAAGGUUCACCGAGCAUGCAUUGAGAGAGAGAUUAUAUCAUUACUGGAUCAUCCUUUUCUUCCAACACUAUACACAUCAUUUCAGACUUCUACACAUGUAUGUUUGAUUACUGACUUCUGCCCUGGGGGAGAGUUGUUUGCAUUGCUUGACAAGCAACCCAUGAAGAUUUUCAAAGAGGAAUCAGCAAGAUUCUAUGCGGCAGAGGUUGUCAUUGGUUUGGAAUAUCUGCACUGUUUAGGUAUAAUUUAUCGUGACCUAAAGCCUGAAAAUAUCUUACUACAGAAGGAUGGUCAUGUUGUAUUAACUGAUUUUGAUCUAUCAUUUAUGACACCUUGUAAACCACAGGUUGUGAAAUACUCACUUCCUAGAAAUAGAAGAUCACGAAAUAGACCACCACCAACAUUUGUUGCAGAGCCAGUUACACAAUCAAACUCAUUUGUUGGAACUGAAGAAUACAUUGCCCCUGAAAUUAUAAUCGGAGCCGGGCAUACGAGUGCUAUAGAUUGGUGGACCCUUGGUAUCUUGUUGUAUGAAAUGCUCUAUGGUCGGACACCAUUUAGGGGGAAGAAUAGACAGAAGACAUUUUCCAAUAUCUUACACAAGGAUCUUACUUUUCCAAGCAGCAUCCCGGCUAGUCUAGCAGCCAGGCAGUUGAUUAAUGCACUAUUGCAAAGAGACCCAAUCAAUCGCCUAGGUUCAACUACUGGUGCCAAUGAAAUCAAACAACACCCUUUCUUCCGGGGAAUCAAUUGGCCUUUAAUUCGCAACAUGAGUCCACCCCCAUUAGAUGUUCCUCUUCAAUUGAUAGGAAAAGAUCCAAAGGCAAAGGAUAUGAAGUGGGAAGAUGAUGGGGUGCUAAUUAGCUCGAUUGAUUUGGAUAUUUUUUGAAGACCUCCUAUUUACACCGGAUGUUUUGUUAGCAUCAUGUCUGUCUCACGCUUCAACAAUCACUGCGUCUCAGACAUUCAAGUGAAAUAGUGUACCUAUUGAUUUGAUUAUAUAGUACCAUCUUGUGAUAUAGCAAUAGACAACUUGAAACAAAAUCCAAGUUCUCUAGGAUUAGAGUCGAAGUGGUAUGUAUAUUGAAUAAGGAUGUUUACUUUUAGGAAAUGCUUCCUAGUUAUGCACAUGAACAAUAAAUCAAUAAUGCUUUUGUAGAUGGA